CGCGAGGCAGCUGGCGUCGCGGCUGCAUUCUGAAUGGUCCUGCGCCGGACGCGAAGGUGUCCAUGGGCUGUCCGUCUGACCGGCUAGCACCGCAACAAAGGAGCCAGGAUGGUGUUAGUUCAUGUCGGAUAUCUGGUUCUUCCCGUGUUUGGUUCAGUGAGGAGCAGAGGCGCACAUUUCAGCAGGCACCAGCAUAGCCAUGCUACCUCCUGCCGCCAUUUCCACCUGGCUGCCACGGCAACACCCCUGCCUGCAGAGUUCCCCCCCACACCCCUGGCCCCGCCACAAUACCAGGAAGUUCCACCCGCUUUCCUACCUCAGGCCUUACAGCAGCAAUACCUCAUACAGCAGCAGCUACUGCAGCGCAGACGCACACAAGAGCGUGUGCCCCUCAACACGCACCGAUUACGCCCAGGUUAUGACUAUUCCCCGCCCCUCCAUGUCCCACAGCCAAUCACACAACAGCCCAGAUACCUGGCAGAGGGCACAGACUGGGAUCUGAGCGUGGACGCAGGUUUGUCUCACCAGUACUCCUUGCAGCCAAUUCCACAGCCCUACCAGCAUUACCUGGUCUCUCCCAGAAUGCACCACUUCCCCCGGAACACCACCUCUACACAGGUGGUUGUUCAUGAGGUGAGGAACUAUCCAUAUCCUCAACUACACUUGCUGGCACUGCAGAGUUUGGGCCCCAGCCGACAUGCCUCCGCUGUGCGUGAGAGCUACGAGGAGCUGCUCCAGUUAGAAGAUCGGUUAGGCAGUGUUAACCGUGGUGCUGUUCAGUCCACCAUUGAGAGAUUCACCUUUCCUCACAAGUACAAAAAGCGGAAGCCCCUGGACAUGAAGCUGCACGAGGAUGAGGAGGAGUCUGACGUAGAUGAGAAGUGCACCAUCUGUCUCUCCAUGCUGGAGGAUGGGGAGGAUGUCAGGCGAUUACCCUGUAUGCACCUGUUCCACCAGGUGUGUGUAGACCAGUGGUUGGCCACAAGCAGAAAGUGUCCAAUCUGCAGAGUGGACAUCCAGACACAGCUUACGCCUGACAGCUGAAACACAUACACACACGCACACACGCGCACACACGCGCGCACACACGCGCGCACACACACGCGCACACACACGCACACACACACGCACACACACAGACACACGCACAUCACACCUGAGAACUGAAUUACAUACAGCACACAUCUCAGCUCAUGCCUAGCAGCUGAAACACACACACACACACGUCACACCUAAGAACUGAAUUACAUCCAGCACACAUCUCAAUGCCAAUGGUUUAAACACAUGCUACUCAUGCUAAACACAACACACUCUAAGAGCUGACACAUAUGUCCUAGAUACUCAUUCUGUCAAAGUAUAAAAACACACACACACAGACACACUCUCAAGUGUAUAUUACUGGUCUACACCUUCAAUGGGUAUACAUAUACAUACAGUCUCGCUAAACCCUGACAGACUUACAUGGGUAGAAACACACAAAUGGUAAUGUCAGUGAGCCAUUCUACACAUACACAUAACUGAGCCAAUCUCACUCACACACACACACACACACACACACACACUAUAGUAACGUAUCGAAGGGUUAUUUAUUGAGUAAUGUGAGGAAGAUAUUUACUGGUCUGUGUUGUGUGAGUGUGUGUGUAUUCAUUGCAGCUGUGUGUGUGUUUGUGUAAUAAUGAAGCCAUGGCCCUAAUGAAAGAUGUUACAAAAACUCUUGUUAGGGUCUACAAGUCUGUGUUUGUAGACCACACACACACACACACACACAGACUGAACAAGCUUGAGUGCAUCACAAUCUGGCUGCUUGCGAGCAUGUGUACGUUUGUUUCAUACUGCAGCUAUUUCAGUUGUGUGUGUGUGUGUGUGUGUGUGUUUGUGUGCGGGUGUGUGUGUUUACAUAUCAAGGAUCGUAAAAGGUAGUUAGCUGUGCACUAACAUUACUGUAGAAAAGCCAAAAGAAUUAUAUACACAUGCACACACACAAAAACAACAAGCAAAAAAAAUUUAUUUAAAAAAAUCAGACACAAAAGCAACUCCUAUCAUUCAUUGUAAAGACAGCAGAGAGGGCAGUUGGCAUGGAAACGUCUCUGCUCCAGGAAGUUAGUAGGAGAAGGUCAUUUCUGAUUGGUGGAAAAAUAUAAAUUGAGGAAGUGGACAUAGUACUCUGACAUAGUAGCAGCAUGCCUCUGUGUUUGGGCUGUUCUUUAAGUGUGUGUGUGUGUGUGUGUGUUUGCACGGGUGCGGCGUGUGUGCGUGCGUGUGUGUCUGUCUGCAUGAAUGUAAAUUAGCUCCUUUAAGCUGUGAUGAUCUGUAACACUACCAGACUGAUGUAGCGUGUGUGUGUGUGUGUGUGUGUGUGUGUGUGUGUGUGUGUAUGUGUAUGAAACCCUGCCAUGACCUUUGACCCUAAAUGCCUACUGAAGAAGCACAUGUGAGCGUAGCUAAAGCGCCCAGCCUCUCUCUGGUGCUUUGUUGCCAUGGUUAAAAGUAUUUAUUAUUGGUAUUUAAACAUGCAGUGUUUGGAGGGGGCGGAGCUCGUGUGUAAAACUGUGUUUUUGUGUGUGACAGGUCUCCCCUCGUGGUUGCUAUGCUGGUUGCUAUGUUGGUUGCUAUGCUGUAUUGCUAGAACAACUAUUUAGAAUGUUGUGUGAUGGAGGAGCAUCCACCAAUUGCACGCAAGCAGGGGCGGAGCCAGGACUGGAGGUUAGCUUUUAGCAGGUUAGCCUUUUGUAUCAUUUGCUUUGUAAACCAUGUCGAACUUUGCUGGAUGUGUGAAGGCACAAAGCAAAUUGUACGGAGGAGCUCUUUCAGCUCUGUGCCACAAACACUUUCCUGCCAUGCUUUUUAUAAAGGGAGCUCUGUUUGAUUGGUCCUAGUCAGGGUUAAUACAUUCUCCAUGACUCAUGACACUUUUUUUUGCUGUGAAAUGCUUCGACCAACAGAGUAGGGCUGGUAUAAGCGCAAAGGAUAUUCCAUCGUAUUUUUUAAUGCCACCCCUAUCACUAACUUAUUUUAACACUAAAGCCUUUCACCUUUACGCAAACGCUACCCAAAUCACGUGGGUUAUCUUCAGCCAAUGGCGUGUGGUUUUGCUGCAGACUUUCCGCUCCAGCCUGAGCGUCUUGCGUGCUGAUUGGUGGAUGUUGGCUCGCGUUAAUAGUUUACACAGGGUUUUGUCCGUUGAAAUGCCUUAAGUAUUUAACAAUCAUAAUUUAUUACUAACUGUAGAUAUUGUGGGUACGUAUUUAAUUUUGUAUAGUUUUUUUGCAAUCGGAUCAUAUUUUAUUUAUUUAGAAAUAACACAAAACUGGAGUAAGACUCUUACCUCACGUUUGCGUUGGUUUGGGGAAUGCUUCGCAUGCGGGUGCUCGUGUUCGUGCGUGUUUCCUCCUUGGUGCUGUGACCUCACAGACAUUCCGCUUGCUGAUUGGCCGGACACGGCAGCGGAGUGGGAGUGCCCUGGGUUUUGAUUCGCCGUCCUGUUUGCACUCUUAGUUACUCAAGGCCACCCUCUCACUGGCAUAUUUUAUACCACUCUGGCAACCUCCAUCACACUUUCUUUCACUUCCCUCCUUCCUCAUUCCCUUGUAUUCUAUCUUUGUUCUACCUCUCGUGCUCUUCUUUUCUCUCUUACCGAGUCCUCACCUAUUUCCUUGUCUCUCUCUCUCUCUCUCUCUCUCUCUCUCUCUCUCUCUCUCUCUCUCUCUCUCUCUCAAUUCCUCCUUUUAUGUGUCAAUCGAGCAACCUUCUUCUCAAGGGCAUUCUA
Electrophorus electricus (electric eel) is the source of this 3766-nucleotide messenger RNA. It is a transcript of the gene ark2ca, whose product is annotated as arkadia (RNF111) C-terminal like ring finger ubiquitin ligase 2Ca. Lineage: Eukaryota; Metazoa; Chordata; Actinopteri; Gymnotiformes; Gymnotidae. Gene Ontology annotation, molecular function: zinc ion binding; ubiquitin protein ligase activity. The record is from RefSeq and is a predicted model, not a curated record. Gene Ontology annotation, cellular component: nucleus.